GUGUAUAAAUACUGGGAGAAAAGCCACGAUGAAUCAAGUGAUUCUGGAGAGUAACCAAGAUGGCGUCUUCUACAUUCGUUUUCAUGUGCUUGGCUCUAGGAGUGGUCGUUGUAAGGGGACAAACAGGCCCCUCCCCCACGGCGGUGCCCUCAGACAAGCUGCUCCGGUUCCUGCACAUCGUGAGCGGGUACCAGUCGGGGGAGAAGCAGGUGGCCCAGGACAAGAAGAAGAACGUCCCCAACCCCCACCCCCUUGCUGAGAGCUACGCCAUCCCCGUGUAUGUUCCAGUUCUAGGCGAGAUCCCCGCCUUCUAUAUGGAAGAGUUCAUCAACAAAGUCUCUAUUCGCCGUUACAUCACGACCGUCAUCGAAAACCAAGAUGGCAACCUCAUUGUGACACCUUACAACAUCACCGUUGAUGUCAAACUACAGAAAAAUGGAGUCUUGGAUACAAACGUAAUCCUUAACCUCAAGAAGGAGGACCUGAGCGACAGCGGCAGGAACUGUGAUGGCAUUUACUACGAGGUUUCCAAAAACGAGUUCAUCGGCCUCUUCCCCGACUGUUCCCAGAGCCUUGAGGCGAAUAACCCCAAAUACUUUGGAUACUCCAACUGCCACUACUCAGUCGGCAUUGUGGCCCACCCUGGAGCUAAGGAGGGCGUCCACCCUGUUCCUUUCGAGCUGAACAAAAUCAGGAAACCACUCCUCCCUUACAUGAUGAAAGGCAACGAGAAGUUCAAAUCCUCUUGUGGACCCACACCACGUGAUAGGGUCAUCCAAUGGCCGUCUGCCUAAAUUUGGUGUAUGGUUCAACACUAACUAAAAUUGUCAGAAUUUCGUGAAUUAAAAGGAAAUAAAACAUA
Molecule: messenger RNA, 862 nt
Organism: Physella acuta
Lineage: Eukaryota; Metazoa; Mollusca; Gastropoda; Physidae
Source: RefSeq, a predicted model, not a curated record